Molecule: messenger RNA, 674 nt
Organism: Episyrphus balteatus (marmalade hoverfly)
Lineage: Eukaryota; Metazoa; Arthropoda; Insecta; Diptera; Syrphidae
Product: 60S acidic ribosomal protein P2-like
Exons: 3
Coding region: 156-497 (113 amino acids)
Biological process (GO): cytoplasmic translational elongation
Cellular component (GO): cytosolic large ribosomal subunit; ribosome
Molecular function (GO): structural constituent of ribosome
Source: RefSeq, a predicted model, not a curated record
AGCAACGUAUUUCAGUUCAGUGGGCGAUAGCAAAACGGAAGUUGACGAUACUUGUCACUUGGCUGUCAUCGUUCUUUUCGUCUUAAGUUUCUUUAAACGAAAGUUGUGUUUUUAUUGCCGUUCACGUUUCGUGUCGAUAUCAAAGGACUUAAAUAAUGCGUUACGUGGCUGCAUACAUGUUGGCUGUCCUUGGAGGACAAGAAAGCCCCAAAAAUGCCGAUAUCGAGAAAAUCCUCAGCUCUGUUGGUAUUGAAGUCGAUUCCGAGCGCCUUACCAAGGUCGUCAAGGAAUUGAGCGGCAAGAGCAUCGAGCAAUUGAUCAAGGACGGUCGCGAGAAGCUCUCCUCAAUGCCAGUUGGUGGUGGUGCUGUUGCUGCCGCUGCUGCUCCAGCUGCUGCCGCCGCCGGUGCUGCUGAGGCCAAGAAGCCCGAAAAGGAAGAGAAGAAGGAAGAAUCUGAAUCCGAAGAUGACGAUAUGGGAUUCGGUCUUUUCGAAUAAGUCUUCUAUUUCGAUAUCAACCAACAAUUGCGUGGAAAAACGAGGUAUCGGCAUGGGAUCGCCAACAUAACACCCCAACCCCAGGUCGUGAUGUAGUUACAAAAAAACCCUCAAACUACUUCGGUACAAAUUUUCUAUUUCUGUGAAAUAAAGCAAGAAAAAAGUUUUACACGUAAA